GCCGUCCGGGACCCAGUAAAAUUUUGACGAUAUUCUAGAUGUUCCUAGAAGCUCUCCGGAUCGUGAUCCGCUUUCUUGCCGAUUGAAAACGGAGCUUCCUCGCCUGCCAGCAUCUUUCCCCGACUUUUCUCCUGCCAGACCCAUCACUUCCUCGAACCAACGCAAUACUUUCGGUUGUACUCCCCUCCCCAGUCAACACCCGACUCCUUCACAAUGGUGAGUGGACCCCUCCUGCUGCCCGAUGACGCUACCCGGAGCUCGAGCGGGAGCUCUCGGCUCGACGUCGCAGAAGCUGACACGCACCAAUGCCGCCCGAACCCCUCACCAUCCGACCGAGUGCAGAUACACUGACUUUUACCUACCACAGGCCACCUCGUUCCGCAGCAUCAAGGCGCUUGUCCCGCUCCUCGACCGUGUGCUCGUGCAGCGUGUCAAGGCCGAGGCCAAGACUGCCAGCGGCAUCUUCCUUCCCGAGUCGAGCGUCAAGGAGCUCAACGAGGCCAAGGUCCUCGCCGUCGGCCCCGGCGCCCUCGACCGUGACGGCAAGCGCGUCCCCAUGGGCGUCAACGCCGGCGACAAGGUCCUCAUUCCUCAGUACGGCGGUUCGCCCGUCAAGGUUGGCGAGGAGGAGUACCACCUCUUCCGGGACAGCGAGUAAGUCUUGCCACCGUUCAUUGUUGUGCGAAAACCAGCAAUGGACUGACACAACACCUUACAGGAUCCUGGCCAAGAUCAACGAGU
This is a messenger RNA of Chaetomium fimeti, 741 nucleotides long. Its product is annotated as chaperonin 10 kDa subunit. Gene Ontology annotation, cellular component: mitochondrial matrix. The transcript is spliced from 2 exons. The record is from RefSeq and is a predicted model, not a curated record. NCBI's taxonomy places the organism in Eukaryota, Fungi, Ascomycota, Sordariomycetes, Sordariales, Chaetomiaceae. The coding region runs from base 242 to 658 and encodes 138 amino acids. Gene Ontology annotation, molecular function: protein-folding chaperone binding; metal ion binding; ATP binding.